AUGCUUACCUUUUUUACUGAAGGUAUUAUUUUUUCCAUUUUAAUAUGGAUCUAUAAAUUUUUCGAUGAUGACAAGGAAUACAACCAAAAUAACGCAUUCAAUGUAAAAUUUAGAAGAUUACUAAGUACCGAAGCAAACGUAGAGGAAGAAAGAAAAGAUGAAACGUUAAAAAAAGGAAUAUAUAAUUUAUUAUACGAAAGUAAUGAUUCCUUUGGAGAGAGAAUAAAUUCAUUAGAGCAUGAUGAAGAAUUUCUAAAAAGAUUUACUGAUUUAAUGCAACGUGAAAUUUCUGAGCAAGAAUUUAAAGAUUUAAUUAAAUAUACAAAAUUUCAAAAACAACACCACUCACACAACACUCAACAUAAUUUAAAAAAAAUAUAUAAAAACGUAAAACAUUAUGAUAAUGCUGAAAAACACAAAAAUCCACAUAUAUCUUCAAAAAAAGUAGACUCAAGCUAUGAAUCAAUUUUAUUUCAAAGCAGCUCAGGAAUUAAUCAUCAUUUCUUUAAGCAUAAAGACAUAGAUAGAAAUCUCUUAUAUUCAAAAAAAAAAAACGUCAAGUAUACUCUUCAUUUAAGUCAAAAAAAAAACAUUCCUUCAAAAAAGAUUAUUAAUAUUGUUUUCUCUAAUUAUGUUACGUAUUUCUGUUGUACCGUUUUGGUACUUUGUGCCAUCAUAUCUGGAGAUAGACUUUUCGCAUUAUCGACAAUUACUACAUAA
Molecule: messenger RNA, 720 nt
Organism: Plasmodium malariae
Lineage: Eukaryota; Apicomplexa; Aconoidasida; Haemosporida; Plasmodiidae
Product: Plasmodium exported protein, unknown function
Exons: 2
Coding region: 1-720 (239 amino acids)
Source: RefSeq, a predicted model, not a curated record